This is a messenger RNA of Mollisia scopiformis, 833 nucleotides long. RefSeq lists its product as uncharacterized. The transcript has a single exon. The record is from RefSeq and is a predicted model, not a curated record. NCBI's taxonomy places the organism in Eukaryota, Fungi, Ascomycota, Leotiomycetes, Helotiales, Mollisiaceae. Bases 206 to 673 code for a protein of 155 amino acids.
UAGAUCCAAAACCUCAUUCGUUGAUCUCCUUAUCGAUAAUUUUGCAUACUAAAUUCCUUUCUCUUAUCUAUUUCUCCAUAUCUCUUCUCAGAAUUGAAUACUUUUCGUGCAAUGCUCCCCAAUUUAUUCCCGAGCAGAACAUCAUGACCUAGUAGUGACUUUGCAGAAAUCUACACCCCCGAUUUACUGUAAACACUUUGCAGAGAUGAGAUCCAGAAUCGAUUCCAGCGCUUUACGCGCAGCUUGCGCAUUCAGCGCGGAUUGCGCAAUUUGCGCCCUCAGCGGAAUCUGCGCUAUAUACGUACCAACCUCAUCUCUCUCUCGCUUACACUCCCCCAUGAUACUUCGUUAUACACCAUUCUCUCUAAGUCUCUGCUUUCUUUCGACUCAGCUACAUAAUCAGCGAAGGCUCAAUUCGAAUUUGAAAUUCAGGAGAUUUAGAACACAUCAAACAGAAUAUGGUUGUACUCAGCUACAGAACAGCUUCCUUAUCCUAUGUGAUUCCAGACUUUAUCUCCACGUAAAGUUGGGUCUUGUUGAGAACGCAGAAGGAAGAGGCAUGAAAGUAGGGACUCGUGAAUGCAUUGGAAUUUGCAAAGCUGCAAUGAAUGGCAAUGGUUGCCCUCCAAACACAGCUUUAACAUUCAAAAGUAGGACAUUGCUGAUCUCAUGAAGCAGAACUAAUAUCUGAGAAUUUGUUAAGAACAAGCUUGAUUAUGCUACACUGAUGCUACCAUGUAUAAACACAUUUUAUCUACCCAGCACAACUUGGAGCUAGGAAGUAGGCAAUGCCAAUGGAUAUUCGCAAAGGAAAGAAGACAUGCAAAUGCAGU